AGAGCCGCGAUCCCCACUCCGGCGCGUCAGGCUGGGUGACUGCUGUCCCAGGAGUGGGGACAUCGCGUGCACAGUCGGCGCGUAAGUAUCCUUCGAAUGCUCCUCUCCAGAAAGGAGCCUCUGGGCAUAUAUGAGUGUUUGUGUAAACGCGAAUGAAUUCGACUCCGUGGAGCCAAACAGGUGAACUUUUAGCGCUGAGUUCACAGGAGGCUUUUUAUCCGUCAUCGUGGCUACCUACAUUUUUGAGAAUGAUUCUGAAUUAUUACUAUUAUUUUUUGAGACGGAGUUUCGCUCUUGCUGCCCAGGCUGGAGUGCAAUGGCGCUAUCCCUGCUCAUUGCAAACCUCCGCCUCCCGGAUUCAGGCAAUUCUCCUGCAUCAGCCUGCCGGGUAGCUGGAACUACAGGCGCGUGCCACCACGCUCGGCUAACUUUUUGUAUGUUUAGUAGAGACUGGGUUUCGCCAUGUUGGCCAAGCUGGCCUUGAACUCCUGACCUCAGGUGAUCCACCUGCCUCGGCCUCCCACAGUGCUGGAAUUACAGGCAUGAGCCACCGCACCCGGCCAAUUUUGGAUUACUUUUACAUAAUCUGAUAUAGAUAGAGAAUCAAAGGAAGCUGCUUGUGAGUUACCGUACUUUAUCCAGUGUAUUAUAUUGUUUGCCUGCGGCUUGCUAAUGAGAGUGGAUCACACUCAAAUAUUUUGCGGAGUGAUGCUUAAAAAUGAACAUUUCUCUGAAACGUGGAGAAGGUGAGAGCAUUUUUUAAAAGUUUAGCCUGGGGAGUUUGUUAAAUGUCAGCUCUGAGUGGAUAUUAAACAGUUUCAAUAGGAAAACAUGUAGUAAUGAAAGUAUGCUCUGCUUUAUAGAUAAGAAUUAAUAAAAAUAUAUCAUGUAACAGUGUUAAUCCUCCCAAAUUCCCUUUUAGAAGAAGGUAUCAAUGAAGCUGCCUUCUAACUUUGUUAGGCUGAAAGGUUAUGUUUGGCAAGCCCAUCUCAUGAACACGACUGAACGCAGAAAGAAGUUUUGGUUUUCUUUGUUUGAUGUUCGUUUGUUUUUAGACAGAAUCUUACCUGUCACCCAGGCUGGAGUGCAGCAGCACGAUCUCAGCUCACUGCAACCUCUGCCUCCCAGGUUCAAAUGCUCCUACCACCUCAGCCUCCUGGCUGGCUGGGACUACAGGCACACCAUAUCUGGAUACUUUUUGUAUUUUUUUGUAGAGAUGGGGUUUGGCCAUGUUGCCCAGGCUCCUCUCAAAUUCUUAAGACCAAGUGAUCCACCUGCCUCAGCCUCCCAAAGUGCUAGGAUUACAGGCAAGAGCCACCGCGCCUGGGCAGCAGUAAGUUUUGAAAAGGGGAAAUUAUGUUAGAGCUAUGGCCAUUCUGAAAUGCCUAGUGUUAUUUUGGGCCUCAGUUUCCUGUAUAAUAAAUGGGCUUUGCACAGAGAAAGUGUUCAGUAAACAUUUGUUUGUAAACAUAAGGAAGUCCCCAAAAUUCCUUAAGAUCAGCUUCUCACACUGUUUGUUCUAUACCCUACUUCUGUUGAUUAUGAGUGGCUUAUUUUUUUUUUUUAAUUUUUUCUCCAGAUAGUCAUAGAAUCAUGACCACAACCUUUUAAAGAUGAAAACAGGCCGGGCGCGGUGGCUCACGCCUGUAAUCCCAGCACUUUGGGAGGCCGAGGCGGGUGGGUCACAAGGUCAAGAGAUUGAGACCAUCCUGGUCAACAUGGUGAAAACCCAUCUCUACUAAAAAUACAAAAAAUUAGCUGGGCAUGGUGGCGCGUGCCUGUAAUCCCAGCUACUCAGGAGGCUGAGGCAGGAGAAUUGCCUGAACCCAGGAGGCGGAGGUCACAGUGAGCCGAGAUCGCGCCAUUGCACUCCAGCCUAGGUAACAAGAGCGAAACUCUAUCUCAAAAAAAAAAAAAAAAAGUGAAAACAUUCAGACUAUAAUCUAGUUAAAUAAUUUUUACCCCCUUUAUGCAGAUAAAGGAAUUAAAGCCAGAUAUGGUAGCUCAUGCCUAUAAUCCCAGCACUUUGGGAGGCCAAGAUGGGAGGAUCACUUGAGCCCAGGAGUUCAAGACCAACCUGGGCAACCUGUCUGUACAGAAAAGUUUAGCCAGGCCCAGUGGUGUAUGCCUGCAGUCCCAGCUACUCAGAAGGAUGAGGUGGGAGACUCAGAAGAAUGAGAUGGGAGGAUCACUUGAACCUAGGAAUUCGAGGCUGCAAUGAGCCAUGAGAUUGCCACUGCACUCCAGCCUGGGCAACUGAGCGAGACCUAAUCUCAAAAGAAAGAGAGAAAGAAAAAGAAAAAAAAAAAAGAAAUUAAGAACUAGAGGCCAGAAGUGGUGGCUCAUGCUUGUAAUCCCAUUUUAGGAGGCUGAGGAGGGAGGUUCACUUGAGCCCAGGCAUUCAAGACUAGCCCGGGCAAUGGAGUGAGACCCCAUCUUUAUAUAUAGAUGAACUAGAGAGAUUCCUUACCUCAUCCAAAGUCACAAGGUCACAAGGUUGGUUAGCCUGAAGCUAUGGUUAUGACCCAGGUCUCAAGCCAAUCCAUAACCCAACUUGCCUUUCCCUUUGCCAGCUCAUUCCAUUUUUGAUUGUGUCUCUGUAUCAUCCUUAAGAUUAGCUUCCUUUAAACUACGAUCUCUGUACUGAGUUCCCUCAAUUCUCACUCAUUUUAGAUGCCCAAACAGACACAUUCACCUCUUCAAGCAUGUCCAGUUUCCCAAGUCAGGAUAGGAUAUACAGCCUCUAGACCCUGUAUAAUCUUCACCUACCUUUCUUAAUUAGCAAUUGACCAACAUGACUUGAAAGAGCUUUUGUAGGCUUUUCAAAUGCAUUGCCUCUCACUGUACAUCUUGCCAAGAACUGAAUUCCUGAGGGAGUGAAUGCUUAGGAUGCAGAGAGGUCUUUUGGGUUAGGGUGGAACUAAGAUGUUAUUUUCCCUCCACCCACCAAGCUUUUCUCUUAAUCUUCAUUUUCCUCUAGCUCAUUCAACCCAGUGUCUCUGCCCAUCCCCACGCUGGGGAGAUUUUUUGUCUUAGUAGUCCAGGCUAAGCCAACCCUUUCUUGAGGAUUGAGUUCAUCAUUUAAGUCUACACAUGGUACCACUUCCUGGGAGGGAUACAACUGAUGCUUGACACACAGGACCUGACCAAAGAUUUUUCUGAGUUGUUGCCAGAACAUGAUUGAGUUAGAAACCAGUAUGGCCUGGGACUGGGAAGCUCCUUAAACAAAGUGGGACUUAAACUGGGAAUUGAAGGGCAAGUUGGCUCCAGAUCCUUAGAGACUGAAGACAGCGGCAGAGAGAGAUGGCGUUAUAGGUGGAAGGAGAGGCAAUGGGUCACAGAAUAAUGAUUGCUGAGUAGAGGAGCAAGUCAUUCUUUUUUAAAACAAUGAAAGUGACAUAAAGGGGAAAUUUGGAGAUUCUGAGUCUUUGAGGCUAUUAAACUGCAGUUCCAGAUCCUAAUGAUGAGCAUUUCAGACUCUUUUCUCUACAUUGCUAUAAUUCCUUACACUGCUGGGAGCAGCUUCUCUGAUAUGCUUUGAUAUACUAUAGCAUCUGAUAUACUCUGAUAUACUAAAAGCAGAGGGCUUUUAGGAGAGAAGAGUUUUGUUUUUAAAUAAAAGAUCACUUCUUGAUCUCAUUUUUACAAUAGUCAGCUCCCCUUUCACAGCCUGUUUCAUUCCCCCUUCUAGCCAAACAGCCAACCUUGGAAUAAGGCUGGAGGUCCUGCCCUCCUCUCCCCAUCCUAGACAGUGAUUCUGAGGCACUUCUUCCAGGAGAGCCAGUCCUUCAGUCAAAUCACAGGUGCCUAUGGGACAGACCAAAGUGUAUUAUUAGAUAAAAAAGAGCUCCGUCUGAAAAAGAUCUACCUAAGACUCUGUCAGGGCCACAGAGAAGAAAAAAUUCCAAGUCCAUCGAAAUAACUUGGAAAGAAUGCCUUGUGGGGAUCAUAGCACAGUGGUUGCUAGUAGUGAGCAGGAGGCAGGAUCUGGAGGGAAGACACUGAAAAUCAUUCAGGGUCUAAUUAAGAGUAACAGCGGGGUGCGGUGGUUCACGCCUGUAAUCCUAGCACUUUGGGAGGCCAAGGCAGGCGGAUCAAGACCAUCCUGGCCAACAUGGUGAAACCUCAUCUCUACUAAAAUUACCAAAAAUUAGAUGGGCGCGGUAGCGUGUGCCUGUAGUCCCAGCUACUCGGGAGGUUGAGGCAGGAGAAUUGCUUAAACUCGGGAGGCAGAGGCUGCAGUGAGCCGAGACCGUGCCGCUGCAUUCUAGCCUGGGCGACAGAAUGAGACUCCAUCUCAAAAAAACAAAAAAAGUAAUAUCUCUAGGGCUUGAUUCUGUCCUUAGAACAUUAAUAGGAGGGUCAUCUCUCAUCUUCCCUGCGGUUUGCCCCCUCCCUGAGCCAAGGUGGGGGUGGAAAUUUCCCCCAGCUCCUGACCAGGUUGGGGGCGGGGGGCAGGGGGCAGGCAAGAUGGAGGCUGCAGUUCCAGGCAGCUUGGCCAGCAUGCUCUGGGGCUGUCCCCACCCCCUAGUGGCGUGCAGCCCUGGUGGCUCCUAGAAGCAACUGGUGGGAAGCCUGCUCCCUAUGGGGGAGGCAGAGGACUGCAUCCUUGUCCAGGCUGAAACUGUCCACACAGCCGUCCAGCAAUUUCAGGCAGAGUGUGUUUGGGCAGAACCUUAGGAGGAUACCCAAACUAUCAGCACUGGCAUUGGGAGAGGCUCCAGAUUCCCUACAAGCCCAGAGGCUUUUGCUGUUAGUAUCCUGACACUGUGAGAGAGUUUGAGGUCCCGGGAAGACCCUGGUAUUCUUAUACCUCUGUUCAUCUUGAACAGUGCUUCCCACCCGCUUCCCUUUUUAUAUAUGCUCACCUAAAUCCCCUGGUGUGCAGGCACAUCUGUUGCUCCUUAACUUAAACAAGUAAAAACAAUAAACAAAAAAUCCUAAGUUCUUCUGUUCAAAGGGUUCUCAUUUUCCCUGGGCAGUUCAAAAUCAUCAGUUUCACUUUGCUUCCUACUAAAGAUUACUUAGUGUCUGGAAAUUGAAGAUGAUGAAGGCACAGGCUCUAAUCUAACAUAACCCUGGAGCAAGGCUUGAGGGGCCUCUGCAGAUUCAUGUUGUUUUCCCUUGAAGAUACCACAGUGUAACUCCUGGUAACAGAUGUGAAACAGACUUGCAGGGACCAGCACGGGCAACCAGAGCAUCACCGUUCCCAUCUUCCUGCCCUGUUCCAAGAAGCAAAACAAGAGCAAGUUGAUAUACUGGGGAAGACCAGAUUAUUGAUGAGAAGUUGUUUUUUGGCCUAAAAAGUGUUUUAAAAAUCCCACAUUGCCUGAUUGGGUUCAUCAUCUCCUUGGCCUAUUUUCGCUAGUAAAGCAUAGUCGGAAAGGCUUCUUCCAUCUCCCUUCCCCAUAAUCCCUCAAUGGAGAUUCUGUUUCCAGCUGCUGCCAGCCGUGGUGAUGCUUGACACACAAAUCAGGAGCUAGCGGUGGCUCUCAAAUUGUGAAAGUAUAAGAAUCACCCGGUGAGCUGCGUGCUGGGUUCCGAUCCAAUGUUUUCGAGGCAGGGCCUAGCCAUGUAUGUUUUCAAUAGUCUCCCCGGUGACUCUAACAUACCUCAAAAUUAACAAACCCUUGGCGAAGGUCAUGCAUUGUCUUUGUCCAGCAGGACUGAGCUCAGGGGGAAGUGGACCCAGUAGAAACAUCUCACUGUAAUUCAUCAGAACCCCAGCACUGAGCACCCAGAGGGGCCAGGCUCUGUCUUAUGCCCUGAGGGUAGAGAAGUGAUGAAGUCGCAGCCUCCCUGUUCAAAGGGCAGGCAGGCUUGUGGAGAGCAGCUCUCUAAGUAGCAGGGUGAGACCUGAUGGAAGGGUCCAUGGCUCAGGUAAGAGGCCCUGGCCACUUAUUAAAACAAUUACAUGUCAGUCCCACGAUAGCCUCCACUAGAGAAGGGCUUCUGGCUUGUAAGCUCAGAUGCGACAAAGAAGGACACAGUGAUCAUUUCCAGAAUCCUCUAGAGGCAGAUAAGGCAAAAUGGCUUUCACUUCUCUGUGGUUGGGUGACUUCUUUCUUGCACAGGUGGAAGAGUGAAUUUUCUUGUUUGCCUUGUUUUUUCCUUGAGGUGUAUCACAGAAAAAUUCAUGAGUCUAAAGUGUACCCCUUGAAGGAUUUUUUUUUUCUCAUAUGCAUACACCUGUGUAACCACAUCUAAGCCGGGACAUUCGUAAGGGAGUAAAGACCUCACAGCGGGGACAAGUAACUGUUCAACUUUGAGCAGUCUGUAAAGCCUGAGAUCUCAGGGUAUGGCUGUUCUCCUUGGCCAUCCUUAAAAUUAACCCCUGAAAUUAACAAGUGUCUGGUGAGUACCUGCAAUAUUGGAACCUUCUGAGGUAAGUCUCAGGGCCCCUCAACUCUAAGUCCAACAUGGGUGGUCUGCAAUUUUAGGAGCUGAGUUUCAGUAACAGAUUUUGUGUUGACCCUGUAUAAUCUCCACCUACCCUUCUUAAUUAGCAGAUGACCACCAUCACCCUCAAAGGGCUUUUGUAAGUUUCUCAAAUGCAUUGCCUCUCACUGGAAAUCUUGCAAAGAACUGAAUUCAGGAGGGAGUGAACUUGGGGCCUUUACUUGGGAGGGGUCCCUUCUUUCUGCUUGCCACAAUUUAUCUUCCUUUUCUUUUAAUAUUGUAUUUUUAUUAUCUAGGGUAAAACGUAAUAUUACAUUACAGCUUAUAAUGGCGACCCCUGAAGAAAGCAGCAACCCCCAUGAGAGCAUGACACCCCAGCUGCCAGCACAGCCGCAGGAUCUUGAUUCUCGGGUGGCCCGGAGACGCCUGUCCCAGGCCCGCCACCGAGCCACCCUGGCGGCGCUCUUUGACAAUCUCAGGAAGACAGUGUACUCUCAGUCUGAUCUCACAGCCUCAAAGUGGCAGGUUCUGAAUAAGGCAAAGAGUUAUAUUCCGGAACUGGAGCAAACCCUGGAUAAUCUGCUGAAGCUCAAAGUAUCCCUCAACCUGGAGGAUGGGCAUGCAAGCAGCUUAGAGGAGGUCAAGAAAGAAUAUGCCAGCAUGUAUUCUGGAAAUGACAGCCUGCUCUCAAACAGUUUUCCUCAGAAUGGUUCCUCCCCUUGGUACUCAAUUGAGGCAGUCAAGAAGGAUGCUGAGGAGGAGGAAGAUGAGGAAGAGGAAUGCCAAGAAGAAGAGGAGGAAGAAGAAGAAGAGGAGGAAGAGGAGGAGGAGGAGGAAGAGGAGAAAAAAGUGCUCGCAUACUCUCCAGACACUUUGUCGCCUGACCUCGUGGAAUUUGAACGGUAUCUCAACUUUUACAAACAGACGAUGGACCUUCUGACUGGCAGCGGGAUCGUCUCCCUGCAGGAGGGGGCGCUGCCCAUCGUCUCCGCGGCCAUCUCCCACCUGUGGCAAAACCUCUCGGAGGAGAGGAAGGCCAGCCUCCGGCAGGCCUGGGCACAGAAGCACCGUGACCCGGCGAGCCUGGCGGGGGCCUGCCGGGAGGCGGCCUGUGCUGAGGGCAGCAUGAAGGACAGCGGAGUGGACAGCCAGGGAGCCAGCUGCUCGCUGGUCUCCACGCCCGAGGAGAUCCUUUUCGAAGAUGCCUUUGAUGUGGCAAGUUUCCUGGACAAAAGUGAGGUUCCAAGUACAUCUAGCUCCAGUUCAGUGCUUGCCAGCUCCAACCCAGAAAACCCAGAGGAAAAGUUUCAGCUCUAUAUGCAGAUUAUCAACUUUUUUAAAGGCCUUGGCUGUGCAAACACUCGAGUAAAACAGGAAGCAUCCUUUCCUGUUGAUGAAGAGAUGAUCAUGUUGCAGUGCACGGAGACCUUUGACGAUGAAGAUUUGUAAUGCAGAAGCGGGGCCAGGACGGGAGGGACUGAAGGAGGUGGGCAGUUCCCAAGGUUGAAUGCGGGCAGCUAAGGUUGCAUGUGCCUUGGCCUCCAGGACUCUUUGGAGUGGGUUGUUCCGAAAGCAUUUUGAUGAUUUUCUGAUUAUUAUAAUGUAUAAGAGAAGCAUGGCCUCGUGUUGGUCUCUCAGGGCUGUUUGGCAUGAAGGGCUGGCUUGCUGCUAUUGUGCUCCUAUUAAGGAGGUAGGAAGUACAGCUGGGGCCCAGGCCACGGGCCUUUCAAGGUGGACAGGCAGGGUCUGUCCUUGGAGGUGAUGUAACACCAGGUACUUUCAGCAUGUCCUGGGCACAGGGCAUUGCCCUGAUGUGUUCUAGAGAGUUCCAGAGCCCAUCUGUUCAUCCUACACACUCUGAGAGCCAGGGGCAGUGCCGACCUCAACCCUGUGCUGCAGGACAGCUGGGUGGAACCAGAUAUAUCUGCUGCUCCUGGUAAUAAAGUCACCUGAAUGGGAGUGGUAGUGAGGUCCCAGGCUUUUUUCUGAGGGCUUUCUGUGAGGCUUCUGGGCAAAGGGUACAUACAUGUCCCUGGGAUUGGAUACUGGGGGUGAGGGUGAAUACUGGGGGUGAGGGUGAAUUUUAUGUGUCAACUUGGCUAGUCCGUGGUACCCAGGAAUUUGGUCAAACAUUAUUCUAGAUGUUUCUGUGAAGGUAUUGUUAAUGAAAGUAACAUUUAAAUCAGGAGACAUCGAGUAAAGCAGAUGAUCCUCCACAAUGCUUCCUAUCAGUUGAAGGCCUGAAUCGAAAGACACCUCCCAGGAGGAAGCGGGAAUCCUGCCAGCCGUCCGACUUUGGACUUGAACUGUGGCUCUUCCCAGCCUGCCGGCCAACCCUGCAGAUUUUUAGACCUGUAUCUCCACAACUGCAUGGGUCCCUUCCUUAAAAUAAAUACUUCACCUCUCUCUUUCUCUGUAUUUACAUACAUACACAUCUUAUUGGUUCUGCUUCUCUGGAGAAUGCAGGGUGUGCAGGAAGAAUGGGCGUGCAUGGCUCUUUACAGUUUUUAAGGCAUCAUAACAGCCCCUCCCCUCCACUGAAGCCCUCGCAAAGGCUUGGGCUGUGUCAUCUCCCAGAGAGAGCCUGAAACAUAGGCUAAGUCUUAGGACACAGACCCAGUCCUGUGUGACUCCAAAGUGGCCCUUAGAUGCAUGAGCCCACACUCAAGGACUUCCCCUAGGGGUGUGCAGGGAUAGGAGCUUCGCCAGCCCUUCACAGCAUACACAUCACCGCACUGAGUGGGCAGACGGAGGCUCUCCAGGAGCUGGGCAGGGAGGGCCUUUGUGCUCAGGGGCAGCCUGAACUCCUGCUGGUAAGAGAAGAAUGCAGGAACCCAGGCCGGCCACACCCAGUGGCUCACCAAGCCAGCUGCAUGAGAAAGAAGAAAUGCAGAUUUUCAUAGGGGCCUGCACAUAGUAGGUCCUCAAGUAAUGUGUGCCAGUGCUAGCCAGCACCUCUCUUUGUACCAAGCUCUGUCCUGAUCCUAUUUAGUCCAAGGCUGCGACUUCAUUCCUCCAGCAAUACUUGCCAGCGGCCCCUGGUCAGAGAGGACCUCAGCAGGACGUGGAAGUGUCCCUUCCCCCCACAACCUGGUGCUGUGGUGAUGUCCCCACCACUAGUCCUCAGCCCAACAGCCCUCUUGCUUCUCUCCUGCAGCCUUGGAUAUUGGCAUAGUCCAGGAUGGAUUUAUUGUGUAAAACUACCUUCACGUGGUUCUCAAUCUCCUUCCUCCCCACUGAGGACUUGUAUCAGAAAGAUACCUUCUUUUAGCUAUCAGUGAGUACUGUAGCAAUCACAGUUCUGCAGAGAAACAGCACCAAUAGGAUAAAGUCAUCAAGACUUGUUUUAAGAAAUUGGUUUAUCUGUUUGUGGGGACUACAUGUCUGAAAUCUGUAGGGCAGGCCAGGAGGCUGGAAACUUGGGCAGGUGUUGGCACUACAGUCUUGAAACAAUUUCUCCUCCCAGAAACCUCAGUUCUGUUCUUAUGGCCUUCAGCUAAGUGGGUGAGCCCCAACCAUAUCACCAAGGGUAAUCUUGCUAAUUGAAAGUGGACUGGUUGUAGAUGUUAACCACACGUAUAAAAUGCCUUCACGACAUCCCCUAAAGAAAUGCCUGAUAAGAUGACUGGAUACUAUAGCUUGGCUGACUUGACACGUGAAACCAACGUUACAGGUACCGCUUGGGGAUUUUUAUGUUGUUAUAACAGCUUUCUAUAGAGGUUCGGCCUCUGUUGAUACUGCCAAUUGAUAAAUAA
Molecule: messenger RNA, 10154 nt
Organism: Callithrix jacchus (white-tufted-ear marmoset)
Lineage: Eukaryota; Metazoa; Chordata; Mammalia; Primates; Cebidae
Source: RefSeq, a predicted model, not a curated record